Messenger RNA from Carya illinoinensis, 674 nucleotides. RefSeq names its product lachrymatory-factor synthase-like. Lineage: Eukaryota; Viridiplantae; Streptophyta; Magnoliopsida; Fagales; Juglandaceae. The record is from RefSeq and is a predicted model, not a curated record. The coding region runs from base 47 to 532 and encodes 161 amino acids. The transcript has a single exon.
AUCGAUAGCUUUUCUAUCCAUAGUAUCUCGAACGCACACCGCACACAUGGAGGAGGAAACACAACCUUUAAAAUGGGAAGGAAAAACCUCUGCACAACUCCCAACAGCAAGAGCACAUGAAGUAUGGCCUUUCUUGGAGGACUUCUGCAACCUACACAAGUGCUUUUGUCUUGAUACGUGUUACCAUGUUGAUGGGAUCCCCGGCCAGCCUGGCCUGAUCCGCUACUGUGCCGCCACAGUACCAUCAUCAUCAGGCAGCCAAGAGGAAUCGGUGAUCACCAUGUGGGUCAAAGAGAAGCUGUUGCUGAUUGAUCCCAUCAAACGGUGUUUGAGCUAUGAGGUUAUUGAUAAUAACAUCGGCAUCAAGUCAUACGUCGCGACGAUGAGAGUAUUUCCAAUCCACGAUGAUGAAGGCGAACGUGGGUGCAAGAUCGAGUGGUCAUUCCUGUGUGAUCCGAUCCAAGGGCAGGGAUUUGAAGAGUUUAGCUCUUAUAUCGAGUCUAAUCUUCAGUUCAUGGUAAAGAAGAUAUAAUAUGCCCUCCUACUCGCAACCUGAAAUAUGGCUCUAGAUGUAUGGUAUUUAUAAUAUUAUUUCUCGAUUUCCUAUUGUGCUUUUGUUCUUAAGUUUUAACAUUUGGAAAUAAAGAACGUACAUCAUGCGCCCUGAUAUUAAA